Molecule: messenger RNA, 756 nt
Organism: Penicillium oxalicum
Lineage: Eukaryota; Fungi; Ascomycota; Eurotiomycetes; Eurotiales; Aspergillaceae
Product: RraA family protein
Exons: 4
Coding region: 1-756 (251 amino acids)
Source: RefSeq, a predicted model, not a curated record
AUGGCUUCACUAAAGCAGCAAUUGAGGACCCUGACAAAGAACUUUACUGCCUGCGAUGUAUCGGACGCCUUGCUCAAGCUCCAAAAGAUUCCCAAUGGCAAUGUGGCACGAGCGGGCUUUCUAGCAGACCUCACUCCCUAUUCCCCGAUUCUCGGAAGGAAUGACCGAAUCGAACGGAUUGCCGCACCAGCAACAACAUUUCAAUUCGGCUCCAAGAGCGAACAGCCCCUAACUAUUGCUGUUGAAGACCCCGAGAACCAUGGCUUUCCACCUGGUCGUCAUUGGGUGGACUUCACCGGGGAUUAUGCAGCAAAGGAUCCGACGAAUGAAGUCGGCUCAAUUGUGGUGAUUGAUCAACCAAAAGACCAAUUCUGUGCGGUGACGGGUGGAAUUAUGGCAACGCGAAUGAAGGUCCUUGGGAUUCAUGCUGCCGUCGUUAAUGGGCGAGUGCGUGAUUUGAGAGAAUUGCAAGGGACGGGUCUUCCGAUCUGGGCACAAGGUACCUCGACCGUAGGGACGGGUGCUGAAGCAAAAGCCCUGGCGCGAGAUGUUCCCCUGCAAAUUGAAGGAGUGGUCGUGUCUCCUGGCGACAUCAUUUUCUGUGACCCUAUGGAGGGAGUUGUGGCCAUACCACGCGACCUGCUUGAGCCGGUGCUUGAACUGAUGCCCAAAUUAAUUGCCAUGGAUGACCGAGCCAAAGAGGCGGUUGCCCAGGGAAUGUCCGUGGCCGAAGCCUUCAAGAAGUUCCGCAAUUAG